AUGUUCUUCUCUACCUCCACUGCUGCCACUUCACCAUCUCAGCCAUACUUCUUCAUUCACCUCAUCUCAUUGGCAUCUCAAAUCUUCAUCAACAUCACCAUUGCCGCCACCUCACCGAAAACCAUCAAACAACUCCUCUUCCCAGAUCUCAACAUUGCCUACCGUCAAUCGAGAUUUCUCAAGUCGAAAUUGCCGGUCUCAGCAAUGAAGAAAUUUGAUGUCACCCUCCAUCAAAUUUUCAACCCGUCAUCCACUCAACUCAAUUUCCCUCUCAAUCCGCUCUGGCUCUCUCAACUCCUAUCAUCAACCGACCCACUCGCCAGACGCCUUUUUUCCAUUCUCCAACCGGCCGUUUACUUGGUCCUCAAUCACUUCCGCUUCUUUGCGCCCUCCAACAUCCGCUUCCCUCAAGCUUGCUUUUCGGCUGCUCAGCAGUAUGCAAGGGCUUGCUAUUAUCGCCUAUUCACCAUUGCGCGCAUUCAGACGCUCCUCAGAUAUUCUCGCUCACUCCAAGCAAUCCGCACAUCCACCAGUUACCGUGCAUCGAGAUUAGCUGAGCCAUCUGACCGAACAAUUCAGCACGAUCACAAACUCCCCAUCGGCUGUAAUUUGUCUAACUCCACCCUUUUGCGACCAUUCAAGUCGCCAUCUCCAAUUUUCAUCAGAAGGUCUUGUCCACCUUCUGAUUCUUACCUACGAAGUCUCAACGAUCAAGCAGAGUCUCGAAACCUUCAGCCACGCUACACUCACCCGGACGAUUACCUUGAUCGACCCAAUCGAAACCGACGAUCUUACCUCGUGAAUGCAUUCAGACAACGCAUCGCACGGCACGCUAAGACACUUGUGGUUGACGAUGAGGAUGAUUUUGGACCGAUCGAUCCUAGUUGGCUUUGA
Messenger RNA from Melampsora larici-populina 98AG31, 894 nucleotides. RefSeq lists its product as uncharacterized. NCBI's taxonomy places the organism in Eukaryota, Fungi, Basidiomycota, Pucciniomycetes, Pucciniales, Melampsoraceae. The record is from RefSeq and is a predicted model, not a curated record. The coding region runs from base 1 to 894 and encodes 297 amino acids. The transcript is spliced from 3 exons.